Molecule: messenger RNA, 940 nt
Organism: Cervus elaphus (red deer)
Lineage: Eukaryota; Metazoa; Chordata; Mammalia; Artiodactyla; Cervidae
Gene: TIMP1
Product: TIMP metallopeptidase inhibitor 1
Exons: 6
Coding region: 70-837 (255 amino acids)
Biological process (GO): negative regulation of membrane protein ectodomain proteolysis; negative regulation of endopeptidase activity
Cellular component (GO): extracellular matrix
Molecular function (GO): metalloendopeptidase inhibitor activity; protease binding
Source: RefSeq, a predicted model, not a curated record
AGGAUGCAUCGCCUUUUCGGCAGCCCAGGGACCGCCCCUUGGCCUCCGCGGAUGGUGGGCGGAUGAGUAAUGCAUCCAGGAAGCCUGGAGGCCUGUGGUUUCCUACCGCUGCUGCUACCCCGCCCUCGCGUGGAUAUUUAUCCUCCGCGGCUCCGGCCCUGCCGCCAUCGCCGCGGACCCAGCGCCCAGAGAGGCUACACCAGAGAACGCACCAUGGCCCCCUUUGCACCCAUGGCCUCUGGCAUCCUGUUGCUGCUGUGGCUCACGGCCCCCAGCCGAGCCUGUACCUGCGUCCCACCCCACCCACAGACGGCCUUCUGCAACUCCGAAGUCGUCAUCAGGGCCAAGUUCGUGGGGACAGCAGAAGUCAACGAGACUGCCUUAUACCAGCGUUAUGAGAUCAAGAUGACUAAGAUGUUCAAAGGGUUCAGUGCCUUGAGGGAUGCCCCUGACAUCCGGUUCAUCUACACCCCCGCCAUGGAGAGCGUCUGUGGAUACUUCCACAGGUCCCAGAACCGCAGUGAGGAGUUUCUCAUAGCUGGACAAUUGUCAAAUGGGCACCUGCACAUCACCGCCUGCAGUUUUGUGGCUCCCUGGAACAGUAUGAGUUCUGCUCAGCGCCGGGGAUUCACCAAGACCUAUGCUGCUGGUUGUGAGGAAUGCACAGUGUUUCCCUGCUCAUCCAUCCCCUGCAAACUGCUGAGCGACACUCAUUGCUUGUGGACGGACCAGUUGCUCACAGGCUCUGACAAGGGCUUCCAGAGCCGCCACCUGGCCUGCCUGCCCCGGGAGCCAGGGAUGUGCACCUGGCAGUCCUUGCGGCCCCGGAUGGCCUGAAUCCUGCCCCCAGCAGAAGCUGAAGCCUGCACAGUGUUCACCCCUGUUUCCAUUCCCACCUUUCUUUCUUUAAGAGGAUGAAAUAAAGAACUACCACCCAGCA